AUGUCGUUCAAGUCUCAUGGGUUUGAGACCUCGAUUGACGUCGCCCGCCGCCAACAGUAUCAUGUUGCGCAAUUGGCAGGCCACAAACGGCCCACGACAACAGAGGAAACACCUUUCGCUCCAAAGACCGAAAUGAGAGACGGUUCAGUUUCUCGGCCCAAGCCACAUGGCAAAUUGGAGAUUAUAGAAUCCACCCCACUUGAGUCCACUCGAGCCUCGCUAGGACCCCCUCCGACCCGAUUUACUGCAAGCAGGAUCCAACCAGGUCCAGCCUCGGCCGUUACGGCCCCAGGCGAUGAGCACAAGCAGAAAACUACUGCAUCUGUUACUAUUCCGGGAUCUAGCCAGAAUCCUUUGCUCUUGUUAAAGAAUCCAAAGUACGGGCUUCCUGAUGCAUUAACGGCUAAUUUUGCGGCCUUGGGUGUGGGAAAUAUCUACCCUUGGCAGGCAUCAUGCUUGUUAGCGCGGGGCCUGUUAUCGGGUGAGCGGCAUUUGGUAUACACGGCCCCCACUGGCGGAGGAAAGUCCCUAGUGGCCGAUGUAUUGUUGCUGAAACGUAUUAUUGAGAACCCUGCGAAGAAGGCGAUUUUGGUUCUGCCUUAUGUGGCAUUGGUUCAGGAGAAGCUGAAAUGGAUGCGUCGUAUUGUUCAGGAUGUGCCGAAGAAUGUUCCGGAUGAUGAAGAGGAGGAAGGGCAAGAGGGGUUACCAUUUCCACGCAGGCGAUGGAAGAAACUACAGAAGCAGAUUCGUGUGACUGGGUUUUUUGGUGGAAGUAGGACUACGACUACUUGGGCUGAUACGGAUAUUGCUAUCUGUACGAUUGAAAAGGCAAAUUCGUUGAUUAAUACUGCUAUUGAAGAAUGCAGUAUUGGGGAUUUGGGAGUCGUUGUGCUCGACGAGUUACACAUGCUGGAUGAUGAGCAUCGUGGAUAUCUCUUAGAACUCAUGGUCACUAAGCUGUUGCUAUUGCAGCAAGAUAUUCAGAUCGUGGGGAUGAGUGCGACCCUAUCGAAUACCGAAAUGCUGGCUCAGUGGAUGAAUGCGAGGUUUUUCAUUUCAACAUAUCGACCAGUUCCUAUUGAUGAGUAUCUUGUCUAUGAGAAUGUCAUUUACCCAGCCGCGACAUCUAGACAGCUGUUUCAAACAGCCUCUAAACUAACAGUGUCAACAUCAAUACAAGAUACUAUUCCUGCACAUAGAAUCAUUGAGUCGUCGACAUAUAAAGAGCUCAACAACGCUGCAACUAACGCCAUGGUAGCACUGGCCGUGGAAACGGCUACAGAGGGAUACGAGCUGAGGAGCCUUGCGUGUGGCUUGGACCCUGUUCUUCAGCAUACAAUUAUUAAAGGAACAGGUUUUCAUCAUGCUGGCAUGACGACAGAAGAGCGAGAACUCAUCGCAGCAGCCUAUGAUUCGGGUGUUCUGAAAAUUCUUAUUGCCACUUGCAGCCUUGCUGCUGGAGUUAAUCUUCCUGCUCGGCGGGUUAUAAUAAAUGGUGCUCGGAUGGGCCGAGAUUUGGUGGGCCCGGCAAUGUUGCGACAAAUGUGUGGCCGAGCUGGGCGCAAAGGGAAGGAUGAUGCGGGAGAGACGUAUUUGAUUUGUGUGAAAGCAGACCUUGAAGCCGUAUGUGAUUUAUUGGACUCUGACAUGCCUGCUAUCGAGAGCUCUCUCGUUCCUGAAAAGCGAGGAUUGAAAAGAGCUCUACUUGAGGCCAUCGCAACAGGUUUGGUAUCUGGAUGUGAGGCUAUCAAGGAAUACGUACAUUGUACUCUGCUAUACCGCACCCUCGAUCAGAAGCUUGCAUAUAGCAUCAUGAAAUCAGCUCUGCAAGAACUGGUUGAUGAAGAGCUUCUAAUUUCCAAGGAAGACGAGGCGUAUCAUGCAACCCAACUCGGUCAAGCCGUUGUGGCAUCUGCAUUUGCCCCAGAGGAUGGCCUAUUUGUACAUGAAGAGCUCAAGCGGGCCAUCCAGGCGUUUGUGAUGGAUGGGGAUAUGCACGUCUUCUACAUGUUCACUCCUCUCCAAGCAGCAAUGAGCACGUCAAUUGACUGGCAGAUCUUCCGUGACCAACUAGACCUCAUGGACGAGAGUGGCCUUCGUGCAUUACAGUUCGUUGGUGUCGAACCAGGGUUUGUCAACACCAUGGUACAAUCCGGUGCAUCACUGAAGGAAGUGACACCAGAACAAAUCCAGAAAGCUCGUGUCUACAGGCGUGCAUAUGCGGCAUUUCAGCUUCGUGAUCUCAGCAACGAGGCUCCUCUAUCAGUCAUCGCACAGCGCUAUCGAAUCCCUCGCGGCACAGUCCAGACAUUAGCUCAGCAAUGUCACGGGUUCGCAGCUGGCAUAGUAAAAUUUUGCCAGCGGAUGAACUGGGGCAUGAUGGCGGCUGUGCUGGAUCAUAUGCGUGAUCGUCUGGAAGCAGGCGCCCGUGCUGAUCUACUUGAAAUGGCUCAGGUUGUCUUUGUAAAGAGCUGGACUGCUCGGCUUUUGAGAGAGAACGGGUUUCGGAACUUGCGUGCGUUGGCAGAGGCUGAGCCGAAGGACUUGGUUCCUGUGCUUAUGAUGGUGAACCCACGCAAAACGCAGAAGAGCCAGCUUUUUCCUACAGAAGCAGAGAGAUAUGCUGUGAAAUUAUUGACAAAGGCAGAGACUAUCGUUGGUUCUGCGAAUAAGAUUUGGGAACGAGAGAUGAGGCUGGAGAUAGAAGAGUAA
Penicillium angulare is the source of this 2712-nucleotide messenger RNA. Its product is annotated as Helicase C-terminal. The record is from RefSeq and is a predicted model, not a curated record. The transcript has 10 exons. Gene Ontology annotation, molecular function: ATP binding; nucleic acid binding. Bases 1 to 2712 code for a protein of 903 amino acids. Lineage: Eukaryota; Fungi; Ascomycota; Eurotiomycetes; Eurotiales; Aspergillaceae.